AAUCUUCGCGCUUUCGAAGCGUUUUAAAUUAUAUUACACUCGAACUUUGGUCAUUACAUGUAUCAUUUAUCAUUUGUUUUCGGAAGGAUCAAUUAUCCAGCGCAAAGAGUCAUGUCUUCAGUAGUCAGGCCAAUUGUUAUCUUUGUUUUGGGUGGACCUGGAGCUGGCAAAGGCACACAAUGUGAGAAGAUUGUAAAGGUAGCGGUGAAAACAUCCUUUCUAGAAUGCAAACAAAUAUUUAAUUUGAAGCUUAACAACUGACCAUGCAAACGUGGCAAUCGAAUUACGUCCUCUCGUCACAGUUUUCAGUCUUUGAUUAUAAUGCGUAGUUUGAUUUUGAUACUGGCUGUAAUAUCGUUAAAGCAUACCUUUUUGAUCAAAUAACUUUGUUGCUACUAAUUGAAAGUUGUUUAUUUCAAACCAUUCUGUCACAAUAUUUUGAAUAUUUCCAUUAAAAACAGUCCGCACUUUCGAAAAAUGUACACUUAGUGGUAUCUAUAAUAUUAUCCAAGGUUUUAUGAGGCACUUUUAUAUGCACUUUUUCUGCCAAAAAGUAGAACUUCUGAGUUAAUGGGCUGUUACAUCCGUACACACCCCGGUUAAGGACUUAUCUUUUCUUCUUACCCUUGAAGAUUAAGUAUAACUAAACAACCGAACUAAACAAGGUUCCACUGUAUUAAUUUUGUAGUUUUUCAUAAUCCCAGUUUCUUGUCUAAUGUAUCUGUCUGUAUGUAUGUCAGGGUUACUUUGUCAUUCUAAAUGCAGUAUUUGCAAUAUUUUAUUGUAGGAAUUUGGAUACAUUCAUUUAUCAGCAGGGGAAUUAUUAAGAGUGGAAAGAGCCAGUGGCUCAGAAAAUGGAGACCUUAUUGAAACUUGUAUGAAGGAAGGAAAGAUUGUUCCUGUAGAAAUCACAAUAAGCUUGAUUGAAAAGGUACAACAUUUUGUUUUGAAUGUUUGUUUUGGUAUCAUGUUUUGUUUUCACUCUUUGUUGUUGUUGUAUAGGAGUACUUAGUUGUUGCUGUUUUGUCUUCUAUGAAAAAAUUGAAUUUGAGCGAGUUUCUUUUUCAGAGUAUGUCAUUGCAUGUAAAGUAGGCUUUCUUAUCAUGAUGUGACAAAUAUCAACAGCUCUAAGGACUACUAGCACAUCUGAAAAUUGACUUCUUGGUGGAAAACUACAAGACAUAAUCUUUAAAUUGUCAUUCUAGUUCAUAAUAACCUACUCUUAACUUUAUUAUUAGCAAAAUAAUAUUCUUCUCUGUUAACGCAAUGUAAAGCCUCUGACAGUAGACAUUUUUAAUUAUAAAAUUGUAAGUGGUUUGAACCCAGAACUCAUCUUGGUGAGUGUGUACAUGUACUUCCUGAGUAGAAAGUGAUUGACUUUUUAACGACCUCUACAUUAAUUUGCCAUCAUUAAAGUUGAUGGUCAUACUAAACUUGCUAUUUUAAGGUGAUCAGGUCUUUGUUAUUUUGCUAGGCAAUGAACAAAAGUAGCACAAAGAAAUUCCUCAUAGAUGGGUUUCCAAGGAAUGAAAAUAAUCUUCAAGGUUGGCAUAAAGUUAUGGAUGGAAAAGCGGAUGUGAAGUGUGUUUUAUUUUUCGAGUGCACAGAAGAGGUACAUACUUUGCCAGUACAAUCAAUUUGCAUUUUUGUUGAAAAUGUACAGCGUAGUUAUCUCUUGUUAUGUUGUGCAAGUCUGUCAUGAGUAUAUCACUGCAUAUCAUCACAUACAUUAUAUGCCAACUCUCCCAGAUUAUCUGUAAGUCUUCUUGAUAAAGCACCAAUCUCCUGGUCUUCUGGAUGGGUCACGAAAGCUCUAGUCUGCUACGCAGCCGUUUUUCUCCAACAUUCCUCCCCACAAAUGGCUGCUGAGAAUCGAACCACAUUCCUUUCCCUCGGUUAGCCAAUUAGAAUUCAGCUCCCAUUUUCUGGAAGGUGUUCACGCCACGUUUGUGGUACGGUGACUUCUCCAAUCACAGCUUUGUAUGCUUUUAUCGGUGCCCCAUGUGUGAAUGACGGAACAAUCAAAAUCGUGGCGUAAAGACAAGCAAUCACAUGGUGUUGUCAUUGAAAGUCCUUGAAAAUUACAGUUGGUGUGCUGAAAAGUCCUUGAAUUUUGGUGCUAACUGUAUCCAGGAUGACCCAGAUUCUCAAGUGCCUAACAGGAGCAAACACAGAAAGACCUUCAGGAUAAAAUUGGUCAUGUUGUGGAAAAAUGUAAAAAGAGAUACACUGAUGUAUACUCUUUUUUUGCACUGAAUGGAAUCCUUGAAAAUGGGAAAUGUGUCCUUGAAAGUCCUUAAAAGGUCCUUGAAUUUUUCAUUCAAAAAAGGGUAUGAACCUUGUAAUGCCUUAAUUCUGCUGCUACUGAAUUCAAUCCAUUUCUUUUUCAUAGUGAUUAACCAUGAAAAACAAGAAGACAAUGUUUGUUAUGGUCAUCAGGGUGUUUUAGUUACCAGAAGGGAAAAAGUAUAUAUAUAAUCAUGUUUAUCUUGAAGGUUAAUGCAUUAUUAAACAUCUCCCUGAAAACAGGAAUGUAUUAAGAGAAUAAUGCUGAGAGGAGAGUCAAGUGGGAGGCCUGAUGAUAACAUUGAGAGUCUUAAAAAGAGGUAUGUAUCCAACAGAAUUUUAAAUGCGUUCCCCCUUGUUAUUCACUGGGUUUUAAAGAAGUGUUGCUUGUGAAUUGUAUUUAAUUUUCCUUUUCUUAAUGAUUUUCAUUACAUGUAUGUUGCCUAUAAGGCACAAUAUUAUUUUUCUAUUCAGUCAUUGAUACAAACAUUUUCCUGUUCAUCCUGGAUAUCUCCAGCAUACUCAUGCUCAGCCAAAACUAUCAUAAUACAGGCCUUUGCAAAAACAAAACAAAACAAAUCAAAACAAAUUAUUAUUGGACAGAAGGCAAUUCAUUUUCCUUAGGCAGUGUGCUUUCUGUGGUUCCAAAAAUGGUUUGUGUGUCAGGGAACUUUUUUUCGGGUUUUGUGUGUUGCUUAGAGGAAUUCAUGCAUUUCAUGCUUCUAUGGCAUUCUUUGCAGCUUAAUCCCCUGAGCUGUUGGCAUUGUUUGUACCUUGCUAUCUUAUUCGUUUGCCAUCAUCUUGUCUGAUCCAGCGUAUGCAGUGCUAGGGAGAUAAGAAAGGCUUGAUCUGCUUGAUCUGCUUGAUCUGGUAUUGUCCUACCCCACGAUAGUGGGGCAAUAAGUGAGGCUGUGUGUAUUUGUGCGUGUAACCCAAAGUUGCUAAUUGCCUGCCACAGGGCUGUGUCCCCAUUACUAAGCCAUCUUGUUGUUUGUUGAUUUGGACUGCAUGCCCCUAUUUUAUUACGUAACUUUUCAUGGUGAUUUAACUUGGCAAAUGGUGACUUAAAUGCAGCAAUAGGUGCAAAACGAUUUGUUUCCACUUCAUAGGGGACUUAUUCAAGAGUUGUCCUCUCCUUAUUGAGUAGAAGUAAAACUUGAUUUUACGCGGCAAUAUUAAUUUUAACUGCCCGAUCAAUAUACCCUUCUUUCAUAGGUUUCAUACAUAUGAAACACAAACUAUGCCAAUUAUCCAACAUUAUGAGAAACUAGGACUUGUGAAAAAGAUCCAGGCAAUUAAAUCACCAGAACAGGUAAGGUGUUGCACCUGUAGCUUCGCAAGUAUGGUUAAUGGUGCAUUUGAAUUUACACUGCAAAUAGACCUUUUUACCCAUAUGGCAGCCAUAUUGAAUUAAAUGGAUUUAAUGAGUAUUAUGGCAUGACCAAGGAGCAUAAGCACGAUCCGAUAUAAUUGCAUCAGUAUUUACGGGCGCUUUUACGGCCAUUUCUCUUUAAGUUUUCCUAGAAAAAGAUUGUAAAGCAGGGCUUCUGAUAUUUCGCAGAAAAAAAGCAAAAUUUUGCGGGAUUUUCAGGGGCAAAUUCGCGGAAAAAUCGGCCGAUUUCGCGGGAAGAAAGUCAAAAUUCGCGGAAAGAUCAGCCGAUUUCUGGUAUUUUUGCAAGAAAAAGUCAAAAUUCACAGAAAAAUCGGCCGAUUUCGCGGGAUUUUUGCGGAAAAAAGUCAAAUUUCGAAGGAUUUUCAGAGGCAAAUUCUUAGAAAAAUCGGCCGAUUUCACGGGAAAUUUCGGGGGGAAACCUCGCCAUGAAACAAUCAGUAAAAAACAGCCUAUUUCGCUGGAUUUUGGGGGGGAAAUUUCGCUAAAAUCGAUCAAUUUUGCGUCGAUAUGACCAGCGUUGUUUAACGUUUUUUUAACCGGGACAAUCAUUUGCUCUUUCAACAACAGUUCGCUCGAAAAAUGAGCGAAUGCUAAAGAUAUUAAACAUUUUGGUUAGUGCCCAGUUUUUCGCAACGUUCAUCUAAAAACGCUUGGUAGUUUUGGGACGUUGUUUACUCGUUGCAGUGACGAAGUUUCAAGAUAAAUUUGGACGUUUGGGGUGAAUAAAACAGGUCUAAUAGCUAAGAUAAGUAUUAAAUAUGUUUUGCCGACAUGUAUUUGGAAAUAUUUCCGGCGGAUUUCACGGUAUUUCUCGUUUUUUGGGGAAUUUCGCGGGAUUUCGCGGAAAUACCUGAAUUUCGCGGGUCCGCGACCGCGCGAAAUAUCAGAAGCCCUGGUAAUGGGAAAAAAGAUCGCUGUGCCGCGUUUCGAUGUAAUAAUGAUCGCCUUUUUGCCAAGAAAUAUAUAAUAAUUUAUUGAAGUUCUCUUUUUGCCUGAAAAGUUCGUGUAAAUACUGAGCAAGUGCCCCCGGGUCAUCCAGUAAUACUCCUUAAAUCUGAUAAAUUCAAUUAUAUGGCUGCCAUAUUGGUAAAAAGGUCUGUUGUUUCUCUUUAACUUUUUUAUGGAUUAAGGGGCAUGGAAAAAGUUUGUACACUGUUUGUUUGUACACUGUAAGUGAUUCCAGAGACUUUGUGAGUCAUCUGAAAGUAGUUUAAAUUAGGCUGAAGACAGUUAACCUUUCUGGUUUCAAUGACUCUGACAUACAACAGUUGCCAGUGGUUUCAUGUACAUAUGUAACUGUCACGUCCUAGGCACAAUGUGCCAGGCAAGAAACAUUUGAAACUGGCAAGGUAGACUAUUCUCAGUGCAUACACAAUUGGCACAUGACGCGGGAAAUAAGAAUUCCUUUAGCCCAUCCGCCCCUGGAAAUUUUGCCGAAAAACACGUUUUAAAGCUAGUCAAGCAGUUUUCUGGUCACUGUCAUGCUGAAAGAGCUAAACUUUACCAUAAACCCAUGUACAGGUCAUACACUUCGUGGCCUUCUGAUCCAGGUACAAAAUAUUAGCUUGGGGAGUUCGGGCAUGGGCAGAAAGCAAAAUUUCUUCCCCCUCUUUUUUCACUUUUAUUGCCUCAUUUUUUUUUUUCUUUUACUGAGUAUUUAGUUGGCUUCAUUUUGGUGAGAAAAAAAUUUAGGAAAGCUUUUAGGAUCUUAGGAUUAGAUGAAAGGAGAGAUAGAUGGGUAGUGGAACAAGAUUUUCAUGGAUAUUUUCAGAUCAAUGUUACACAGUUUUUUGCUUUUCGCUCCAGUACCCUUGACUGAAUUGUGGUCACUCUGGUAUGGUUUAAAAGAUCUCUUUACUCUGCAGAAGUUAGCAGACAAAGUCGUCCUUGACAUUAAAACUGGUAACAUCACAAGCAGUAGAGGGACAUGGAUCGGCACGGGUGGUUACGGGCGGCUCAGGGAUGAAUGAGGCUUUAAUAAUUCCGUUGUGUUGGCAUGAUACCUUGUGGCCCUUGCUUAGAAUUGCUGGGUUUUUGCCCACCUCUUGGCCAGUUCAGUGGAGUUCAGUGGAAGUGACUUCAAAGUAUCGCCCCACCCACCUCCCCUGGUGGCAGUUGACGUCGCAUACUGUCAUUAUUCAGCAUGCCUAUUGUCCUGGCAGUUGUGGUUUCCUCCAGUAACUUAGUUCCCAGUGUCGGGACAAUGGGUAUGCAGUGCGUUGGAAUAUUAUACUGUCUUGAUCUCAUUGAAAUCCCUUCCUAUCCCUUUUCCCUGUUUAAGGCAGAGAGGUCCAAAAUUAUACCCUGUACAGCGGUAAAUCCCCCUGCCACCCUCGAGCUCCACGGGGUUUCUGUGUCAUUUUUUUCAUACUUCGGAAAUUUCCCCGUGGAAUCUCCAGUGAAACCAAGAGUUCAGUAGUGUACCACCUUUUGUCAUUAUUGACCACUACAAAAUUUUGCAUGAGCAUUGUCUUCAUUUUCUCUUGGGAGUUAAAAUGGCCCCAAGAGAAACUGUACACAAUGCUUAUGCAAAAUUUUGUGGUGACAAACAAAGAGCAUUAUGGUAUGUUAUGGUAUUUUCUGUAGUGGUCAGUUACUGGCAAACUACUCAUCUUCUGGUUCUGUUUAUUUUAUCAGGUAUUUGAAGAAGUUCAAAAUGCCCUCACAAGCCUUGGUGAUUGAAAAAGCUGUCCCAUUAGCUGAUGUCACAAUUUACAAUGUACUUUUCACUUUUUAGAAAUUUUUUUGAAAUUUUAUCUUCAUAAUUAUUUAGCAAUAUACAUGCACGGGGUUGCCACAGAUCAUGCUUGUGAAAGCUUCUCAACGUUAGAGAAACAGUUUGUUUCCUACGGAGACGUUAUUUAGGGUGUCAGCACUUUCUCCCGUGCAGAUGUAGGCUACGCAGCCAAUGCUAUUUCCGGGUGGAGCGCUUUGUAACGAGCGAAGGUCGUGGCAGCUUCGUAGGAGACUUACUAUUUUAUUCCUUUUGGGGAUUUGUUUUUCAAACAGGAAAAGUUGAACUUUUUAUGAAAAGGGUUGAUUUAUCGGGUUAUUUGAAUCACUAGGGAAAUCUUGUUACAAUAAUAUUUACUAAUAUUCCAAAGUUGGCCAUAUUCAACGCUGGUGUUUGCCUGCGGUGUAGGCUCUUUAUAGCUUUGCUGUGUACACCAGCGAUACAAAGGCGAGAUCAUCACGUUUACCGCAAUAAGCAAUGAGGUUAUUUAGAAAAAAAAGCAGAUAAAAGCAGUCCUAAGUGAAUCUUUUGCGAAGCAAACAUGGAACUUCUAUUGAACUAAUUAUUUAGUCUGAAAUGUCAUCGUCUCUCUCGCCUUGCACUCUGGUUGUGGGCUUGGGUGAAGCGACGGUUAAUAUUUCAGACUACUGAUUAUUUUUGUUUAAAGCUGUAUGAAAAAUAAAAGACAAGUAAAGAGAAAACUUGGUCACGUGCAACUGACAAAUUGCCAUUUGCUGUAGACAUGAUUUUUUUGAAAAGUGAUUUUUAAGUAUACUUUACGAUGAGAAAUAAAAGUUUUUCAGAUCGGCCACCAGCCAAUUACUUGAAUGUGCAUAUUUCUUUCUUAGCGCACACGCUCGAUACAUGUUUAAACGCAAUUUUGAGUUAAUGAUAAAUUGCGUGACAAUAGGCGCGAACGUCCUUAAAUUAACCGGUGGGCCGGAAGCUCUAAGAACGACUCACAGGAUUGGUUUAGAAAACAAUAGAUAGCCCUAACCCAAACCAUGAAAAUGAACAAUGAACCCCAACUCUGAAACAAUGGAGCUUCGGGCCAACAAGAACCUAGCAAAUUAGAGGUUCUAAAGAGGUUCUGGCCAACAGAAAUUAACCCUUCUUUUUCCGCACGGGUUUCCCAGGCCUUCUUGGUCAAAGCAUUUCUUUUGACACAUUCGCGCUGUCCAUGUGACCGGAAACGAAUAGGCGUACAUGGUAUCUAAGAAACCCAUUCCCAAUCCAAGUGAUAACAAUCAAACUGUUUGCUACUUCAUAUUGGAAAGAGACUAUAAGGAUAGGUGGAACAUAUAAUGGAAGAAGCUCAGGACUUAACGAUUUAGUGGAAACAGCGUUCUGAUUCCGCUUAUGACUCAGUCGUUUACGAUCUAGUGAAAACUAGAUUGUCGAAGUCGCAAGUAGACGCGGAAUAACUAAACCAAUCGCAAAGCGUGGGAAUUUGCAUUGUGAUUGGUUUAUCCUUCCGCUUCUGCUUCCGACCCCGACAAUCUGGUUUUCACUAGAUCUUAAUCACCGCCCGGUUAGCUCAAUUAGAUAAGUGCUUGUCUACCGUGCAGGAGGUCGCGCGUUCAAAUCCCGAUCGGACCAACACUCAGGGUCUUGUAACUGAGGAGAAUGUACUACCUUUGUUUUGACAUCUAGGGUUUGUACAGAGUCUUGAAUUCUUGAAAAAGUCUUGAAAUUUGCCCAGCAAUUUUCCAGACCUGGAAAAAGUCUAGAAAAAUGGUAAAAUGUCUUGAUUUUUUUUUUCAAAGCUAUAGCGAGUGCUAUAUAAGUGGAGUAUUUUUUCGUUUUGGUCAAAUCUUACUCAAUCUCGCCUGUACGUUUGCAGCGCAUCAUGAAAAAAGCUUUAUUACCUAGUCUUUUAAGGUCUCUAUUAAUCACUUAUUUGAUAACCUUAAGUCUGGGAAAAGGAAGUACAGUAUUUUUUUGGUAAAAAGUCUGGAAAAGGUCUUGAAUAUUGGAUCCCAAAAUUUGUACGAACGCUGCACAUCUACAAAUGGUUAGAUUUUCUAGGGGUGCGUUUUUUCAGGAGAAUCCAAAAACGGAUUUGUGAUCUCGUUUGGAUUAUUCAUCAACAAAAAACGGUAGAUCCGAAAAAGGAUCAUUUACCAUGACAACGGCUUGUCCUCAUGCUCCUGUUGGUGAGAAAAAUAGAGGAAAAAAAAACAAACUGAUCCUCGUGACGAAGACAAGAAGGAAAAGCAACAAGCAUAAACUACGUAUGAAUAUACGAAAUGCAUAUAUUUCGGCUUGAAACACAAACGAUUCUCGCAGAGAAAACACGUUAGGAUAGUAAAAUUUAAAAAAAUUAAAACUAAAGCCGAUAAUUUUUUUACUUACUUGCGAAACGUCUUUCCUCUUUUUAAGACUCUUAUAUCUUCUUAAUUGCUGAUCCUCCUGUAGCAAGAAAAUAAAGUAUAGUCAAACUUGUGCUUGUCUGAAGCGUUGCCCUCUUUAUACAGGUCUGAGCUUUGUACAGUCUUACCAAGCUUAAAAGUUGUUUAAAACUGUGCUGGUUUUCAGCGUCACGCGAUUCAAAAUAGAUCAAAAUUAAAAUUAAAACAGAUCAAUAGAUAAAGUCCAGAAUCUGUUAAAUGAAAGGAGGUAAAUAUGCAAAGACCCUCGUCAAGAUUCAGGUCAGAGCAAUAGGGUUAAAUUUUUAUUUAAAAUAGGGACUGAAUUCCCCUCAAGCCUGGACUAUAUUACCCUGGGUACCAGAUAUUUUUUCUCGCGUGCGAGGAGCUUCGUCGGCCGCAGGCCGACACGUCUUCGACCGACACGGGCGGCUAAGCGCAGGUCACUUUUUAAGACUUGACCGAAACCGGAAACCGCGCAUGAAAAGUCUCUGGCACCCAGGGUAGGACUAUAUUAACUUCUCUUAUUAAAAAACCUUUUUUCUUUUUCAUUAAGUUGCAAAAAUGCAAGUUGUAAAGCGGAUAUCUGUUUUACCAGCAAAGCAAGGUUGUGUAUCGUCCCUGAUCUUUUUUGUCAUGCCAAAAGGUUAUUCCAGAACUGGCUCCGAAAAAGAGCAAUAGUAAGUCUUUUUUCCCCGUUGGAGCUGUAAAGAGUCUCAUAUAUAACAGCAAUUGGAAAAGCUGUUCAAAUAGGGUAAAUCAGGAGCCCAUAGGCUCCUGGGUAAAUAAUACAUUUUUGAGCGAUAGUGACCUGAGAUCAGGCUCUAUUUUCGUUUCGAUCUGUAAAUAACAUUCCGCCGGUCAAGGCGAAACGAAAAGAGAGCCUGAUACAAACCUUCUACGAAACGUCUGCCGCCCACUUUUUUGAUUGAUUGACAUGUGCCAGAAAAGAGUGAUAGCCUGGGACUCAAUCUAAGCGCGAACUCAUUUAUGGGAUUGUUAGAGUAGGCACCUUGAACAGGCGAGUUUCGUACCCGCGUGCUCGUUUUUGCGCGAAAGCGAGGCUAUAAAUGCGGGUCACUUCUCACCAAGAAGACAAACAAAGAGACAAAGAUGAGAAAAGUGCGGCUAAGUUGCAGAAAAAAAAGAAAAUUUGAAACGUUGAAAGGUUUUGGAGGUCUCAAAACUUAUUUACAGGCUUGGGAAAUCAUUGUUUCAAACAGCAAAAGGAAAAUCAGCUCGACAUCACUAAGAAAAACAACGAGCCUAACUAGAAAUUAACCAAACAGUGGUCAGUGCCGGAGUGAGUUCAAUGAAAAUGAGAAGAUGGUUUCAAAGUCCUUACACAAGGUAAUACCCUAAAGCCUUUUUAAUGUUAUUUCAGUGAUGGUUAAGACUUCUUUAAGCCAUACCUUCCAUUGGAGUGUACGUACCUGUCGAACGCCUGCGAGUUAAACUGAAACCUUCUUUUUUAGUUGACAUGUUUUGUAACGGAGUGAAUGCAAAAUCUUGUGUAUUUGAAAACAGACGUUCUACAUAAAUUCCUUGCACUGCAAGGAAGUUAAAUAGGUUUAAAGGAAGAUGACUAAAAUACUAUAUAAGUUUAUUUAUACAUAAGCUUACAUUUUUAUUUUAGCUUACAUUAUUUAUCAGUACGCACAUUUCACUCCACAAGAACUCAAACACAGAAUUUUAUACAGACGAUAUACUGAGCAGUUUAAACUCCAUUUUACACUAAACACAAGAGCAAAAUAGAAAACUAAGAAGAAGGAUAAUUAAAGGGAAUAAAUUAUUGUCAUUUUAACAAACUUUGCCCUUUUCAAGCUUAAAAAGUUUACUUCUUCUUUAAGCUUCGUCGCUUUUUUCCUUUCUUCUGUUAAGUACGAUCAGCUUUUCCCAUAAUUUGUUGUUUGCAACAGACAUUCCAUUCGCUUACUGGUAAAGUUUAAGCUUUGAAAUCUUACUAUUUUUGAGAUUUCUAUCGUUUUCCAGCGACUCAGUAGCAAAUUAUCAAUGUUUGUUUUUGUUUUUUUUCAAAGAAGUUCACCCGCAUUAGCCUCGCAAUCGCGCUCUACCCAGGGCCGUCGGGGAAUACGAAACUUGUCAUUUUAUUAUUAUUAUUAUUAUUAUUAUUAUUAUUAUUAUUAUUAUUAUUAUUAUUAUUAUUAUUAUUUACAUCCAACUAGUUGUGUUUUUUAUGCACAAAUAACUUCAGAAACUUCCCGGACCGCGCGUACUUGCCUUUGUACGAGCUGAGAACGUUUUCUUUCCGGUUGUUUUGGUCCUAAGGCAAAGAAGCCAUCUCUGAAGCUUUUUCUCGGUCCAUUCUUCUGUUUUUUCUCGAGUUAAAAUUGCCCCAGGCACAUCUUCAGUUCUUCCUUCAGCUUCACUAGUCAAGUGCAUUUAAUAUUUAGUCCCGUAAGUACACUGUUUGGAAUUUACUAUAAAAAAUCGUCUAAGAAAAUACAUUUUUUUAAAUAAAUCCAGUUAAAUAUUAAAUAUUGGGUAGACGAAACAACAAUACUAAAACUGCAUGUUCAAGUGACCUAUAAACAAAAUGUUAAUCAAUAUUACAAACACACUUUGUAGUUCUGGUGUGUUGCUGUUUUACUGCAGGUCUGAAAAGCUCGCUAAAUUGAAUAAGCGAAAUUAACAAACAGCAAACAGGCAACGAGCGAAGACAACAGUUUUUCUGGUUUGUUUAUUUCUUACGGCGUAUCAUUCGCGAAGAUUUUCGAGUUCUACAGCCGCGCAAUUCAGCCAGGCAAGGAAUAAGAGCUUUAUACUUCCGGUGAUUCCAACAGCCAAUCUGAUCCUGCGACAUUGUUCCAGCAGCAAAUCAGCACUGCGCUCAAAUUUGACCGCAGCAAGCACAAGCGUGUCAGACUUUGCAUCAGGCCCAAUUUUAGCGUGACCACGCUAAAGAGACUGUAUGAGAACUACUAAAAUUGGGCUUGAUCUCAAGUUCAGUAACGCGACAUUAGUUACCUGUAUUCCUGUGUACUUGAAAACGGUAUCUGGCUGUAAAGUUAUCAAAACCAGCAAAUCUAUCGGAAUCACUCAAUUGACACCUGAAUCUGCCUGUUUGGUCAGGUGCGAUUUCAGAGUUGUAAGAAAGGCAGUUCACUUCAUUGUUACAAGCAAAACCACAAGCAGUGUCUGUGGCCACAUCUAUUUCUUUUAUCCCAUAACCGCUCAUGAUCAAUUUAAUUCCUAGACGCAUCGCCCUUGCAAAACUGACAUUUUGAUGGCGCUGAGACAUGAGGAUACUGAGCGGUGCGCUGUAGACCACAUCAGGCAGUUAAGGCCAAAACAAGUACAAGCCACGAGGACAUUGUUUACCUCAACGGAUAGCAACUGUUACAAA
Molecule: messenger RNA, 12149 nt
Organism: Porites lobata
Lineage: Eukaryota; Metazoa; Cnidaria; Anthozoa; Scleractinia; Poritidae
Source: the annotation of a GenBank genome assembly